AUGGCGGAAACAUCUAUUCAUCGUAAAAAAGCAACAAAUAAAACAAAUGGCAAAAAUCACUCAACAAUUGUUCAUACUGUUAUUUUGCCAAGUAAAACUUCUGAAGAAAAACAUCAACUUUCAUUAAAACAAUUAAAAAAUUCUGCUAAAGCUUAUGAAAAACAACCAUCACUUCAAAAAAUAGAUACAGAAAAAUAUCGAAAUUCAUUACAACGUCAAUUAUCUAUAGAUAUGCUUCGUCAAGGUAAUCAUCAAUCAUUUCGUGAAUUAUGUACUGUAUUAGAAUGGCAAAGAAAAGAUCGAGAAAAAUUAGGUAAUGAACAUCCACAUUAUCGACGACCAUUAUUAGAUGGAGAACCAGAUAAAUUACGUUUUCUUUGUACACAUUUUAAUAUAAUUGAAGAUGCUGAACGAAGAAAACAAUAUUCAAAUAUGUAUGAAGGUUAUAUUGAAUUAGCAUCAUUUUUUUUAAAAAGUGAUGAUCAUUGGUUAUCAGAUUUAUUUUAUAAAAAAUGUUUAUCUGUUGCUCAAACAUAUUCACAACUUGAUUCACAGCUAGUAGCUGAAGCAUAUCUUAAUGUUGGAUUAUUAUAUGAAAGAAAAGGUAAUCUUAUGAAAGCAUUAAAUUAUUUUGAAAGAUAUCGUCAAUUCGGUGAAGAUUAUUAUCAAUUAAAAACAGAUGCUAAUCUUCAAUUAACACGUUUAUAUAUAAAAUUAGCUGAACGUAAAAGAGAUAAUCAAGCAUUAAAAUAUAUUAUUAAAGCUUAUGAAGCAUCGAAACAAAGUGAUGAUAAAAAACUUGAAAAUGAAAUAAGUUAUAAAUUAGGACAUGCCUAUCUUGAACUUAAUGAUAUUGAAUUAGCUUUAAAAUAUUUUCAUAAAUAUUAUGAUUAUUGUCAACAAGCAAAUGAUAAUGAAAAUUUUGCUCAAGCAAGUGAAGCACUUGCUAUUUGUUAUCAAAAAAAAGAAAAUGUAGAAAAAACUUCUGAAUAUUUAACUAAAUGUUUACAAAGAGUAUCUAAUAAAGAAGAUGAUAAUCAAUAUGCACGUGCAUGUGGUACACUUGGUUUUAUUGAAGCAACUUUGGGUCAUUAUGAUUCAGCUAUUGAAUCUUCUAGUAAAGCUUAUAGUAUAUCAUUAGUAAAUAGCAAUAUUGAUCUUAAUCGUAAUCGAGUAUUAUAUGGUAUUAUUAAUGGUUUAAAAGUACGAUCACUUUUUAAUGAUUAUAUCGAUCAAAUGAAUAUACGUGAUUUAAUUGGAUGGAAAUCUACACGAUCGGAAAAUUAUUUUAAAAAAUUGAAGCCUUAA
Rotaria sp. Silwood1 is the source of this 1308-nucleotide messenger RNA. The record is from the annotation of a GenBank genome assembly. Lineage: Eukaryota; Metazoa; Rotifera; Eurotatoria; Philodinida; Philodinidae.